CUUAUUCAUCCCUGAACACCGCUGUUUAACUGCUUUGAAACUUUUGAAUUGUUUACAAAAUGGAGUAAUGUCACUUAAAAAUCAUAUAAAAACUAUUAAAUUUAUUUUAUUUGUACGUUAUGAUAUAAGUGAGCUAUUUCAAUUAGUUUGAGUAUUCAUUCUAAGUCAAAAAUAUACAUUAAAUUUGUGACAAGUGAUAACAAUGGAGCGACCAUGUGAUAGAAUUUACAAAGCAAUUUUUUGUUGUUAUGUUUGAAAAAGGAGUGUUAUUUUAUGAAAUCAUCAAAAGAAAAUAAUGGACGAAUCUAAUGCGAUUGCAAAUAAAAGUGGAGGCCACACGAAAAACGAAAGAAACGAAUCAAAUUUUAGCAAUUGUAUUUCAAUGGAGAGAUUAAAGUCAACACAUCCAAAAAUGGAAGAAAUUCUACAAAGCAUAAACGAGUGCAAUAUAAUUCGUUACGCAUCUCAUAGAACUGCAUCAAAGAUACAAAUUUUACAGAAAAAUCUUCACAUGGAAAAUGUUCAGUUAAAAUUGAUUGCGGGUAUUUUUGAACGUCAUCGAUUGUCAGUGACUGAGAAUUCUGUAAAUUUAGAUUGCCAUGAAAUUGAGGAUGUGCUAUCGGAUAUAUUUUACGCUGCACAAAAAGAAGCUGGCAUUAAUUUUAAUGUUGAUCAAAUCACAAAAUUAGCAAUAAACUUUAUUUUUAAAAUAUUUCACAGAAACUACGAAGACAAUAUUUUAGUAUUUUCAGUGAAAGUUGUAUUGACAUUGAUGAGUUCAGCUAAACUAGAAGAAAAAUACGGUUAUUUGUUUCAUCAGCUCGCUGAUCAUAAUGCUUGUUUGUCCGAAGCUGCACUAUUUCAAUUGUUGACAAACAUUUGUAGAAUAAUGGAAAUGCUCGGUGAAAGUGUUGCUUAUGGAAAUCAUCUCAUUCGUUCAACUGUUGCUAAUUGUUUUAAAGAGUGUCAAGGAUCGCUUGGAAUAACUGAAGCGGAAUUUGCUAAAUGGUUAAUGGAAGAGCCUCCAUUAUUAUCGUGGAUUGCAACUCUAAAUCGAAUCAAAUCAGCCGAACAUAUUAUUCAUAAUAUUAAAUGUUCAACUUGUAAGUUGAAUCCAAUAUGUGGACCACGAUAUUCUUGUUUGAGAUGCGCAGGAUAUCAUCAAUGUCAAAAGUGCUUUUUAUUUGGUAAAACAUCAGGAAAACAUAAAUUGAAACAUCCAAUUCGAGAAUAUUGUAUAAAAGCAUCUAAUAAGGAAGUAACAAAAUUAGUUUUUGAAUUAUUGAGAAAUAAAUUAAUGCUUUGUCCUUCACGUUCUGUCAUCAGUUCUUUGGAAACGUCUCUGCCCGACAUGGAUGAUAGAAAUCGAAGAACAGCAUUGGAUGCCAUAUCAGUUAGAAGUACAAUUAAACGUAGAAUAUGCAAUGAUCCACAAAAAGAAUUACAAAAUAUUAUCAGUAGUCUAGAAGAGGAAAAUAGACAAUUGCAAACGGAAUUAUUAGAAAUAAGUGAUUCAAAAUUUGAAAGAUUGCAAAAUCAUCGAGUUGCCAUACAAUCACAAUUAGAGCGUCUUAAAGUUCUAAAGAAUUAUCUAUUUAAAAAUCAAACGGGAACAAAUUUAAUACAAAGUACACCAAUGAUUCAUCCGGCAGUAUCGCGAAUUACACGUUUACCCAUGGCAUUUGAAUUGAGUCCCAUUGUUCGUGAUAAAAAGUCUGAAAAUGAUAUUGAUGAUUCAUUAUAUCGACAACAAACAACGGAAAAAUUAUCAACAGAUUCAGCAUUUAAUGAAUUAUCGAUGGAAAAUCCUCAAAUUGAAUUAAGUACCUGGAUUGGAGGUGGUAAAUGUGAUUUUACACCAAAAGAAAGUGGAUUUUCACAAUGGUUGGGAUGUUCGUCAAAAGAAAAUAAUAGUCGACAUGGUGAGAAAAUAAUUUUUGACAAUAAUUUCACAUUAUCGAAAAAAUCAAAUUAUUUGUCACCAAAAAAUCUUCCACGUGACAAUUCAUUGUAUUCUAUUCAAAAAGGAAAAAAACCUUCUCAACGUAGUAGCAUUGAAAAUAUUCAAGGUGAUCUCAAUGAUAUUUUGGAUAGAUUACAAAAUAUGGUGACCAACGAUUGUUUACUUGAUGAAAGUAUAAGCGUUGACAAUAAUUGUGAAUUAAAACGCGCAGCAACGGAAAUGGAGGAUUUAUUAACAGGAUUAAUUGAAGGAAUGGAAUCUCGUAAAACAAAAUUAGCAACGAUCGUUUAAAAAUUAUUCUAAUUUUCAAUACCGUCCAUAAUUGUGUACUGAAUGAAUUUUUAAAUGAUUUUACAAAGAAUAUUGUAAUAAUUAUCCAAAAAAAAGAAACAUUAACACGUACUAUA
Molecule: messenger RNA, 2370 nt
Organism: Leptopilina boulardi
Lineage: Eukaryota; Metazoa; Arthropoda; Insecta; Hymenoptera; Figitidae
Product: dystrophin-related protein 2-like
Exons: 12
Coding region: 296-2254 (652 amino acids)
Biological process (GO): synaptic signaling
Cellular component (GO): plasma membrane
Molecular function (GO): zinc ion binding
Source: RefSeq, a predicted model, not a curated record